CGGCUCCACGCGGCCGUAAGCGCGCUGCGCCCGGACACCAACAGCAGGCCCAUCAGCAGCCGCACGCGUCAACUGUGAACCCGGCGACACCAGCCCCGACUACUACAACCGGGCCCGCUAGUUCAACCACACCCGCACCCGCCCCCACUCCCACCCCAGUCUCCGCGGCACCGGCACCCCCGAUGCAGCAAGUCACUCCCGUUGUCCCCCCGGCGAUUCCUGCCAAGGAAGAAGCCACAACUCCGGUUGUGCCACCCCCGGCUAAGAAGAGUCGAACGAAUACGCCCUGGACCCCGGCCGAGGAACUGCGACUAAAGCAGAUGAGGGAUGCGGGCAAUAGCUGGGCCGAAAUUGCUAAGACUUUCCCGACGCGAACUGAAGGUAGCGUUAAGAAGCAUUGGUAUAAAGAUAUGCAUUACGCUGAGUUCGCCGAAGACGAGAGCCAAGCGCUCCUCAGCGCCAUCAAGGAUUACGAGAACAACAAGUGGAAGACCAUUGGUCAAAAAGUUGGAAAGCCAGCGAAGGCUUGUGAGCAAUAUGCCAAGGAGCAUUUUCCAGAACUGUUCUCUACGCAAAAGGCACGUUAAGAAAGCCCAGGCUCUAAGCCCUCCAUUUCGUUCUGAGUCCCAUCUUUUGGCGUUGACACACCCUAUAUGCUUCGAUCUGCUCAUUCUUAUCAGGUUUUGUAAGAGAACAGGCUCUAUGAGGUCUUUCUUCGGCAAGCCCACUAGUACGUGGAGACCGCGCUUUCACAACUUUAUGACCUCUAGUUGCAUCGCAAUACGGGAUGAAGGGAGAUCAACGACACGACGGCGUAUCGCCAAACUCCCAUUUUCGUCUGUAGUUCUGUUUCGGUAUAUUAUUUUCGGCAAGGAUACGGUUUUCAUUUCUUUUCACAGCACGAUUCCCCCACGGGAGAAUGGAUGGAUUGUCAAAUUACGGAAUUCGGGAAGAAUCAGACUUGUAUUCUUUGGUCUCGAAUGAUUUAUGUCUCGAGGCAUUCUGGUAGGGGGGCUGAAGGACUAUAACAAGAAAAAAAAGAAGUUACCAUAAAACCAUGGCGAUGUUGAUGCGUGACUGAGUCAGUCAGACGUGCGCUUGGGAGGUUUUAAUGAAAGGUCGAUAGGAGGUGAAACAUUUGAUUUACUAUGCGGUUGGCAGUCAAUAGACGAGUCCUUUUUAAUAUUCGCCAUUUGCAAGCCCUGGUACCAGUGUUUUUGCAACGGUGCCCUCUUCCUAUAAUAUACCCGAAAAGGUAACGGGUACAGAGGUAGCUUGUAGAAUACGACUGUUAUCCUUUACUGUCAUUCAA
Molecule: messenger RNA, 1312 nt
Organism: Daldinia caldariorum
Lineage: Eukaryota; Fungi; Ascomycota; Sordariomycetes; Xylariales; Hypoxylaceae
Exons: 4
Coding region: 183-587 (134 amino acids)
Biological process (GO): mitotic cell cycle; positive regulation of transcription by RNA polymerase II
Cellular component (GO): nucleus
Molecular function (GO): RNA polymerase II cis-regulatory region sequence-specific DNA binding; DNA-binding transcription factor activity, RNA polymerase II-specific
Source: RefSeq, a predicted model, not a curated record